CCUCCAUGGACAAGCCCUUCUUCUUUUUCCCACUCGUGAUGACUCCUUGAGUGAGGAAGACAUGACCUCAGCGGACAGUGAGGUGAAAACCCUCCUCAACUUCGUCAACUUGGCCUCCAGCGACAUCAAGGCUGCCUUGGACAAGUCGGCCCCUUGCCGCCGCUCUGUUGACCACAGGAAAUACCUCCAGAAGCAGCUCAAGCGCUUCUCCCAGAAAUAUUCUCGCCUGCCUCGAUGCCACCAUCACCACCACCACCACCACCAUCAUCCCCAGCAACAACAACAGCCAUCGCCGCCUGUUAGGGAACGAAAGACGCCUGAGGGAAAAGGACGAGGAGGCCUCAGUGCUGUCACCACUGACUUACCCGAGGCCUCAGUCAGCCAAGGUGGAAGCCUCAUCCUCUCCUCAGUUCUAGGCCACAGUGACCAAGUCAACAAAGCUUCAGAGGCCGAGGCUGAGCACCAACAUGGUGCUUCUGAGGUGACUACUAGGCCUGACCAAGUGCCCAUGAGGAAAAGACAGCUCCCGGCCUCCUUUUGGGAAGAGCCUAGGCCACCUCCAGGCCCUCUGGGCUUAAGCAGCCUGGCCUUUUCUUCCUCUUCCUCCUCUUCCAAAGACCUGUCAUUUUAUGAGGGAAAGAAAAUGCAAAAAGACCCCAAUGGAGGGACUGAGGUGACUGAGAGUCCCCCUGGAGGGCCAGCCACAGAGGCCAUGAAGGUGCUGAGCGCCUGGAGCUACUGUCCAUUUCAAUACCACAGACCACAAGUUGGCAUCUAUCCUCCAUCCCUGGCAGCCACCACCACCCUCCACUCAGCCCCAGCAGCCCCCUUCCCAAGCUUGGGUCUGUGGAGGAAGAACGUGGCUUCCCCGAUGGAGGGAGAGGCCUUUAGCAGCAAAAUGGAAGGCGGUGGUAGUGGUGGUGGGACGGGGCAAAAAGUGCACCGGCCAGUGGUGUGGAAACCCAUCCCCACCAAGCCAGCCGCACCUCCUCCCUCCCUCUUCAGUGUUUUUGGGUACAUUUAGACCUAGUGAGGUUCCCACCAUUGGUGAUAGCGUCAUCUCUAGUCUCUAAAGGAGCCAUUGUGGCGUAGUGGUUUGAGUGUUGGACCAGGACUCUAGAGACCAGGGUU
Sceloporus undulatus (fence lizard) is the source of this 1131-nucleotide messenger RNA. It is a transcript of the gene FAM181A, whose product is annotated as family with sequence similarity 181 member A. Lineage: Eukaryota; Metazoa; Chordata; Lepidosauria; Squamata; Phrynosomatidae. The transcript has a single exon. Bases 62 to 1024 code for a protein of 320 amino acids. The record is from RefSeq and is a predicted model, not a curated record.